Pieris macdunnoughi is the source of this 492-nucleotide messenger RNA. NCBI's taxonomy places the organism in Eukaryota, Metazoa, Arthropoda, Insecta, Lepidoptera, Pieridae. The record is from the annotation of a GenBank genome assembly.
AUGGGCUAUGAAGAAUGGCUGACCAAAACGGAAGGAUUCAGUUUUCCCCGUUGCCUUGGCGCGAUAGAUGGGAAGCAUAUUACCAUAUUAGCACCAGCUCAUACCGGAUCUGAAUACUUUAAUUACAAAGGAAGUUUCAGCAUCGUUUUAUUAGCCCUAGUAGAUAGUGAUUACUGUUUUUUGUUUGCUGACAUAGGAACCCAAGGAAGAAUUAGUGAUCAAGGUGUUUUAAAUCAAAGCAAUUUGUGGAAAAAAAUAUGUGAUGGGACCCUUAAUUUACCAACUAGUUGCCCACUUCCUGGAAGUAAUACUAAUAUGCCUUAUGUUUUUCUGGGUGGCGCUUUUGCUCUUAGUACUCAUAUUAUGAAGCCCUUUCCUGGACAUCAUCUUUUAGGUACCCCAGAAAGAAUGUUCAAUCAACAACUAUCACGUUCUCGUGUGGUCGUAGAGAAUACUUUCGGGAUAUUAUCUGGUAGGGCCUAUGAUGCAUAA